Molecule: messenger RNA, 671 nt
Organism: Funneliformis caledonium
Lineage: Eukaryota; Fungi; Glomeromycota; Glomeromycetes; Glomerales; Glomeraceae
Source: the annotation of a GenBank genome assembly
AUAAUUAUAUUAAAAGAUUUCUUACACUGAUAAUCUUACAAAUGCAGCGAAAUGAGAUCAAUCAAUCAGUUUAUUAUACUACAAAUAUUAUUACAAGAGAAGUUCCAGAAACUUCUGAUCAAAAUAUCGAAUUAAAUGAUAAUCAGGGAGAAAUCAAUAUUGAUGAUGAAAAUAGUGCAAAAGAACCCUUUAUAGUUACGAACAAAUAUUCUCAAAAUCAAUCUAUUGAAGUUAUUACUAAUUAUACAGUUUUAUAUUUGUAUCUUUUUAAACAAGAAGCAGAUUUUAAAGAAGAAAAUUUAACGAUCCUUAAACAAAAGAUAACAUAUGGAAAUAUUAGUAGCAUAUACAAGAAAGUACUUAAUAAAGCAUUGCAAAGCAAAAAAAAAUCUCAAGAAUUAAUGGAAAUGCUUCAAGAUUUUGUGGAAAAUGAUAUUGAUGAUUGGUCAGAUUUAGAAGAUAUGCAGCGGGAUAAUCACUUAGAUAAAGAAAAUAUUGAUCCAUCUAUUUACCAAUUGCAAAAUCCAAAAGUUCGUCAUGAUAAAGGCCAUCCGGUUAGUACUAAAAGGUAUAAAUCAAAACAUGAAGUGUCAAAAGUUAAAGCAAAUCAACGACGAUGUAAAAAAUAUAAAUGUAUUAGGCAUUAUCAAAAGAACUGCGAGAAGGAUUAA